AUGAGCAAGACCACCAUCCAACAUAUUAAAUGUGUCAUUGUAGGUGACGGAGCUGUCGGUAAGACCUGUCUCCUCUAUGUAUAUGCCAAGAAUCACUUCCCUGAAGAAUAUGUACCAACGGUGUUUGAUAACUACUCUGCAAACGUUAUGGUUGAUGGAAAGACCAUCAACUUGGGAUUGUGGGAUACUGCUGGUCAAGAAGAAUAUGAUCGUUUGCGUCCACUCUCCUACCCAGGAACCUCCGUCUUCCUCAUUUGCUUCUCUGUCGUGAAUCCAUCCAGCUACGAUAACGUUCGUUUGAAGUGGCAUCCAGAAGUCUCUCACCACUGCAAGAAUGUUCCAAUCAUUCUCGUUGGUACACAAGUUGACUUGAGAGAGAAUGAAAGUACCGUACAGAAAUUGCGUGAGAAGGGUAAACAACCACUCACUGCUGAUCAAGGAGAAAAGUUGAAGCAAGAAAUCAAAGCUUUGAAAUAUGUCGAGUGUUCCGCCAAGACACAACAAGGAGUGAAGGGAGUGUUUGAUGAGGCCAUUCGAGCAUUCUUGUUUAAACAAACUGAACCAGAGAAGAAACCUGCUGGCAAGUGUGAUUUGUUGUAA
Messenger RNA from Naegleria lovaniensis, 600 nucleotides. RefSeq lists its product as uncharacterized. The coding region runs from base 1 to 600 and encodes 199 amino acids. The transcript has 3 exons. The record is from RefSeq and is a predicted model, not a curated record. Gene Ontology annotation, molecular function: GTPase activity; GTP binding. Gene Ontology annotation, biological process: small GTPase-mediated signal transduction. Lineage: Eukaryota; Heterolobosea; Eutetramitea; Acrasida; Naegleriidae.